Messenger RNA from Myotis lucifugus (little brown bat), 738 nucleotides. Its product is annotated as dipeptidyl aminopeptidase-like protein 6. Gene Ontology annotation, biological process: proteolysis. The transcript is spliced from 8 exons. The record is from RefSeq and is a predicted model, not a curated record. Bases 1 to 738 code for a protein of 245 amino acids. NCBI's taxonomy places the organism in Eukaryota, Metazoa, Chordata, Mammalia, Chiroptera, Vespertilionidae. Gene Ontology annotation, molecular function: dipeptidyl-peptidase activity.
AUGGCCCGGCACCGCGUCCCUCCCGUGGCCGCGCCCUCCCUGCAGCAGUGCACUGCACUGGCCUUUCGCGAGCUGGUGGGGAGUAACCCUCCGCAGAGGAACUGGAAAGGGAUCGCCAUCGCGCUGCUCGUGAUCCUGGUCAUCUGCUCCCUGAUCGUCACCUCGGUCAUCCUGCUGACACCAGUGGAAGACAACAGUCUCUCCCAGAAGAAGAAGGUCACGGUGGAGGAUCUCUUCAGUAAGGAGUUCAAAGUGCACGACCCCGAGGCUAAGUGGAUAAGCGAUAAAGAAUUCAUCUACAGAGAGCAUAAAGGAAAUGUGAUACUGCGGAAUGUUGAAACUAAUCUGUCUACAGUGUUAAUAGAAGGCAAAAAAAUUGAAUCGUUACGAGCCGUCAGAUACGAGAUAUCUCCCGAUAAGGAAUAUGCACUUUUCUCCUACAACGUGGAACUCAUACACCAACACUCCUACACUGGAUACUAUGUCCUGAGCAAAAUUCCUCAUGGGGACCCUCAGAGCCUAGACCCGCCGGAGGUGAGCGACGCGAAGCUGCAGUACGCAGGCUGGGGCCCCAAAGGCCAGCAGCUGGAAGCCCCCCCCCCCCGUUUUGAAGGUCACGUGUCUCGGUUGCUGCCUUCAAGUCGCCAUCUCCUGCAUCUUGAAGCUGACGGGCUCAAGCUGCACUUAAAGACCCUUUUCCUAAAACGGCACAGAAGCGGGCCUUUCGGUGAGCAGUGA